Messenger RNA from Lactuca sativa (garden lettuce), 842 nucleotides. RefSeq lists its product as uncharacterized. Lineage: Eukaryota; Viridiplantae; Streptophyta; Magnoliopsida; Asterales; Asteraceae. The record is from RefSeq and is a predicted model, not a curated record.
GGUCCUCAUUGAAGAUCGAAUACUCAAAGUACUCGACAACAGUUGUACUCUCAGUACCCAGUCCAAUCUCUGUCUCUGCUCUAUGGAAGGAAUCGGCUCGCGUACCGGUCGACCAUCUUCCCGGUACGGCUCUGCGCCGGUGUUCACCGGACCGGUGAGAAGGUGGCAAAAGCAGUGGGUCCAUGUCUCAUCAUCGUCUUCUUCCAUCACUUACAACCACAGUAACAACAAUUCUAGCAACAGCAACAACAACGCCUCUACUGUACGAAUUCGCCGUUGGACUCCUGUUUCCUCAGCUCCGUCCGGCGAAGAAACGGAGUCUGGAGCAGAAGAAAGACCGCGGCGGAAGCUGCGGUAUGCUCCGAUUGUAGUGUUGGAGAAGAAAAAGGAAUCUGAAAGGACUGAUAAUGAUGUUAAAGAAGAAAGCAAGACACAUCAACCUAUUGCUCAAGAAACAUCAGAAACUGAUAAUGAAAACGAAAGGAACUUUGAUGAUGUCCUUUCAGCUAAAUCUCAGAAUGAGCCAUCAACCGAAGACUUGAACCACCAGCCAAUGGAAAUGGAAGAGCAUGACGAAGACCAUGAUUUAGGUGGUGAGAACAAAGUGGCUGACUGGGUUAAGGCUGCUCAGAGGGGUUUUGCACGCUGAAUAACUUAAGAACUCCAUUAAGAACAUGAUUGUGAAGAUGUGAAGAUGAUGAAACUUGUCAUUAAGUGUGUGUACUUUAGGAUUCAUGUAAAUUAAUCUUUGUUGACUAUGUUUGUAGAUAAUCCCUCUCUGUGUGUGACAUCUUUAGGUUUAAAUCAAAUAACCCCCAAGGUGUGUUUGUUCUCAAAUAUAA